Messenger RNA from Caenorhabditis angaria, 1781 nucleotides. The record is from the annotation of a GenBank genome assembly. Lineage: Eukaryota; Metazoa; Nematoda; Chromadorea; Rhabditida; Rhabditidae.
AUGACGCCAGGAUUGCUGGUUUUAGGCGCAAAAAAUGUGGAUAAACUUAAGAAGUUUCUAACCGAAGCCGCCACUGUCACCAAAAAGUUGUACAUAAGGUGAAAAAUGCUCUUUUUUCCUGGAAAACCCAAUUUUUCUAUAGGUUCAACCCGUCUGUUCCAAAAACCGAUGAUAUUAUCUCAAAAAUCUAUCUUCAAUCGUCAGUCGUUUGUCCCAAGGUUGAUGUACGGAUAUUGAUUAGAAAUGAGAAUCCACAAGGUUUUUUUUGUGACUUUUUUGUUGAGAAUUUCAAGAAUUUCAAGAAAUCUUCUGGUUUUUCAGAUUAUCGAUUGAUUGGCGACGAAAAACCGCAAGAAAUGUCGGGUGAAUCAUCGAAAAAAUUCAAAAAAGUCGUUUUGGGCGGCACAUUUGAUCGACUUCACAACGGUCACAAAGUUCUGCUAACUAAAGCCGCGCAAAUUUCGACAGAGCAAGUUGUGAUUGGAGUUACCGAGAAAAAUAUGAUUGAAAGUGAGUUUGUGCUUAUCAUAAGAAUUCUAGAACAACCUUUUUUUAUUAAGAAAAAUCACUGUUUGAAUUAAUCGAGCCGGUCUCGUAUAGAAUGGAAAAAGUGCGCGAAUUUGUCGAAGACAUUGGCGAAAAAGGCCUAAAAUGUCUCACCGAACCGAUCAUCGAUCCUUUCGGUCCAUCAACUCGAAUCGCUGAUUUGGAAGCGAUUAUUGUGUCGCGCGAAACAAUUCGCGGAGCCGACGCGGUAAAUCGAAAACGCAUCGAAAACGGGAUGAGUGAACUGGAAGUUGUUGUGAUUGAACUCGUAGAAAUGUCGAAAAUUGAUGAGAUUUUGAAUGAGACCAAGAUUAGCUCAAGUUGCAGAAGAAGAGCGGAUUUGGGAGAGCUUUUAAGGCCUGUUAGGGAUAUUCCUAGAAAUCCUGCGAAUUCUCCCUAUGUGAUUGGAUUAUGCGGAGGAAUUGCGAGUGGAAAAAGUCAUAUUGGAAAAUAUUUGGUUGAGAAACAUGGCUUUGAGGUAUUAUCGAAAAUCUCAUCGCUCCACCGAAAUAAACACGCGACGCAGACCGCGCCGCGCCACAACACACAAAUAAGGGAACGAUUCGAAUUCCCUCCCUUUUUGUGUGUGUUGUGACGCGACGCGGUCUGCGUUGCGUGUUUAUUUCGGUGGAGCGCGAUAUCAAGAUUUCCUAAAUUAAAUUUUCCAUUUUCUAGGUAAUCGAUUGCGAUAAACUCGCCCACACUUGCUACGAACCCGGAACUCCUCUCAUUUCAAAAAUCGCCGAAACUUUUGGCGCGGAAAUUGUCGAAAAUGGCCAAGUUAAUCGAAAAAAGCUGGGUGCAAUUGUGUUUUCGGAUGCCGCCAAAUUACGAGAAUUGAGCGAAUUGGUUUGGCCGGUUGUGAGAGAAAAAGCUGAGGAACUUGUGAAGAAAUCGAAGGCGAAAGUUGUUGGUGAGGAAACAUGGCCUAGGUGGCCUAGAAAACCAAAAAAAAUCAUUUUGCAGUCAUCGAAGCGGCGGCGCUCGUCGAAGCUGGUUGGCACAAAAAUCUGGCCGAAGUGUGGACAGUCUUCGUCCCUCAAGAGGAGACAAUUCAACGAGUCAUGAAUCGCGACAAAAUCAGCGAAGAACAAGCUCGCGCGAGAAUGUCCGCGCAAAUUUCGAAUAAAGAGCGAAUCGAUGCGAGUCAAAUUGUGUUUUGCUCAAUUUGGAGCUACGAGACAACGCGAGAACAAGUCGAUCGAGCUGUGAAAGCGCUUUUGAAAAGAAUUUAA